This is a messenger RNA of Caenorhabditis sp. 36 PRJEB53466, 657 nucleotides long. Lineage: Eukaryota; Metazoa; Nematoda; Chromadorea; Rhabditida; Rhabditidae. The record is from the annotation of a GenBank genome assembly.
AUGUUCAUGUUACAGACUCAUAGUCUACUGUUGCAGCUCUUUCAACACCUCUCCAUCGUCGUCCGCAAAUCUAAAACUCUGGAAGAAAUAGCAAAAGGUAGGAGGCGAGAGGCACGCAUUCAUCCCCUUCGGAUGAAGUGACAAACAACUGAUACAAUAUUUCUGACCGAUAACACGCGAUAUCACAAAUCCCCCAGUUUUAUAAAUUUUCCCAAAUGGACAUGUUUACAGCGAUGAGCCAGCCAAUCAUCAACACAAUGACUCCAGAACAGAAGACGGAGUGCUGGGCGUCGAUCCAGAAGGCGCAAAAGGGAUUCGGAGGGUUCCAACAGCUCAAAGUCAUCUUCUUCCACUCGUUGGACGCCGUUCAGGACUUUAUGGGAGACGCGAUGGAGAAGGAUCGGAUGGAGAUCACGGCGAAGGCCGAAGGACGCACCGAGGACGAGAAGUUGGCGAUGAUCUACGAAGCGUUCAGGGCCUACUUUAACAUUGAGUUCGGACAGAAGGUCGGCUGAUACGGUAGUUCUGGAUGUCCGACUGAACAUUUUCCAGGUCAUGGACACGGUUAAGUACUCGAUGACCGAAGAAGACUGGAAAAUUGCGACGGAGGACGCCGCACUCUACUUGAAUGUUGGCAACUUCGACUUAAAGUAUUGA